AUGUUUAAGAAAAAUUAUAAGAAACAGUCAUUUACAUCAGAUUCUAUAAAAAUGGGAAAAUUUGUCCAUCAGUGUGAAAAUUUGGGUGUUAUUAAGUUAAUUUGUAAAGACAUUCCCUAUCCUAAUUCACCAGUGUUAUUUAGUAAGAAAGAAAUUGGUAAAAUUGAUGAUGUUUUUGGUAGAGUUGAUGAUGUUUAUGCAUCAAUUAAACUAAAAGAUGACAGCCAGGCAAGUAGGUAUUUUGUUAAAGAUGCUAUAUUUGAGGGUUAUUUGCUAAAUUUUUAA
Hepatospora eriocheir is the source of this 285-nucleotide messenger RNA. The record is from the annotation of a GenBank genome assembly. Lineage: Eukaryota; Fungi; Microsporidia; Hepatosporidae.